Molecule: messenger RNA, 1926 nt
Organism: Penicillium griseofulvum
Lineage: Eukaryota; Fungi; Ascomycota; Eurotiomycetes; Eurotiales; Aspergillaceae
Exons: 1
Coding region: 1-1926 (641 amino acids)
Source: RefSeq, a predicted model, not a curated record
AUGGGCAACUCUCAAUCGAGCCAAGCCAAAGACGACACCCGCCGCUCCAACCGCCUUUCCAAGCCCCUGACCAAGAAGUUCAAUGCCACUCAAAUUAUUCAACUGCCCGAAACCGACCCUUCAACGUUCAGUUCAGGGUUGAUAGGGUGGCAGAACCCUUGGGUUGGCAAGAAUAUUCCCAGUACCCCUAUAGAGAAACGGGGUAGUUACCCCAAGAAAGCAGAGAUCCCACCUACCCUUUUUGAAACAGAAUCGCCUGAAGAAAUUUCGGAGGAUCGAACCUUUCUAUAUGAUCAGAGUCCCACGCAGCGUCAUCCCCGCCCAAGCCUAUUGACCGCAAGCUCUUCGAGAAGAACAUCGUACCAGUCGGAGACUUGGGAAUCAGCUUCCCAGCCCUCGUCUCUUUAUGAACAGCCACCAAAGCGGGCCAGCUCGACUCGAAUUCCCUUGCAGAGGCACAACAGCGCUGUUUAUGAAAACCAUAUCGGGGAUGCGACAUCCUCCAACACCCACUUCUUGGUUGGCAACCAACGGUUCUCAUUAACACGUCGACGAUCGCUCCUGACACGACCUGGGGUUGCCACAAGACGAACAACAGGCGCAGUUCGACGCGUUCCAUCGCCUAUUGGCGAGCCUGAAUGCCCGGUCGAUGAUCCGACUGAGUUGACUGCUUUGCAAUGGCCAUUGCCUUCGACUCAGAGAUCGCGUCUGCCAUCCCCAGUCCGGCCGAGGAGCCCCACAGAUACCCGAUAUACCCAGCUCGGAGCACUCAAAUUAGGUUCUUUGCGAGUCGUAAAUGGUUCCGCCUCCCCAUGUCCGAGCGAACGCAUUCCAUUUGAUGGGCCCUGCGCUCCAGGUUCUGGGCUCGGUCUUGAGAACAUCGCAGUCACAGGGCCUAGCAGAGGGUCGACGCUGGAUAUUCCAUCCUUGCCCGACUUGAAGAAGUCGGAGGAUGUUCCAGGCAGUCCAUUCUCCUUCGAAAAGUCUCCCACUAUCACAGUCCAGCCUCGGGCAAAACCAUUGUUUCCUGGGGAUACUGAAGAUGAAGGAAUUGUCCUCUGCGAUGAUACCAGAACCCAGUUGGAGAAAGUUGAUCUGGACACUGGUCUCACCCGGAGCGCGUCUCAAUCUGUCGACAAGCCCGACAGUGGCUACAGCUCUGCCACCUCUAUACAUUCCAUACAGCGGAGCCGGACUCAGAGUUCUACUACCUCGCAGACCUCUAGCUCGUGUGGUACGGACAGCUCAAAGAACGUCUGUAUCCCGAAAGGCUCAGCUUCAGGCCGCCCAGGCGAUAAAGUGCGUCCCAUGAGCCUACAGACAAAACCAGAGAACUACUCAAGGCUAUAUCCAGUCGCUGCUCCAUGGUACGAUUCGAGCGAUCCAACUCCCCUCACUCCGUCGCGAUCGCGUCGGUCCACCUUAUGUGCGCCCCGAUACACGGAAUAUUCUUGGCCGCGCGAAUCUGCCCUCGAAGUCAAGUCUGCUGCUGUCUCUGCUCCACAACAAGGAUUCACCAGGGGACCUUUAUAUGGAGAUCGAUUGUCCUUGGGCUCGUUUGAUCUUGCGUCAACUAUAGGUUCUACCACAACUACAGAAUCACAACUCAGCCACCAACAGACAACCGAAACCAAGGAGCGACUUCGCAGAUCAGUCUCUGACUAUCAAAUUCAUGAAGAGUACGAGACACAACGACAACUCUCUCGAUCCAGAAGCCGGCUGGGGAGUCGCAUCUGGAGCAUGAAACCAGGCGUUGACGCUCCUCCCCUCCCUACCAUCCGGUCCCCAGGUUACUUGCAGGAUGACCUUGACCUCGAUGGCGAAUUAGCUUCUGAGCCGGUGCGAGGCCGUUGCCGAAACCGGAGCAAUGACUAUCGUCGUCGGUUGACGAAGGCCCGUCCCCAGACGGACGUGUGCAUACGAUGA